AAGCACGAUGAUGAACAACGAGUUCGAGUCAGAUUCAGAAUCAUACUGCAAACAAGUUGAUUCAGUUUCAGAGCGAGAGAGAGAUAAACAGCGAAAAUGGUUAGGGAAGUUUCAGAGAGCUGCGUCGAUAGCUUGAUGACAGAAAUGGUUGCGUGCUAUUGCAAUCGAUUCUACGCCAACAAACCUGAACUCGCUGCCCGCAGGAUCGAAGCCAUUGGUUAUCAGGUCGGUCAACAGCUCUCUGAAAGAUAUACAAUGGAGCGGCCUCGGUUUGGUGAUCAUUUGGAAGCAAUCAAGUUUAUUUGCAAGGAUUUUUGGUCUGAGGUAUUUAAGAAGCAGAUUGACAACUUGAAAACUAACCAUAGGGGUACAUUUGUGUUGCAAGAUAAUAAAUUUCCCUGGCUUGCACGGAUGUCGGUUGAUCCAUCUGCUGAUAAUGUUAGUUCAGUUGAGGAUUAUUCCGCGCCUACAGCUGAAAGUAAAGCAGCACAGGCUAUGAGCAUGCAUCUGUAUUUCCCGUGCGGGAUCAUUAGAGGAGCUCUUUCCAAUUUGGGAAUUCCCUGUGCAGUUUCUGCAGACAUAUCAAGCCUUCCAGCAUGUUCAUUUGUUGUCCGUAUAAAAGCUUGAUAAAUUUGUACUACUGCUGCGAGGGUAGCAUUAACUUUGUUCAGAACAAUUGUUUGGUGUCUGCAACUGUGCUCUUUUGCACCAAAAUCGCCGGGUGGAGGAAUGUUUCUUUAUCAUAUUUAAACUAUCAAAUACUAUUGACUUGGUUUGUAUAGAAAGAGCUCUUGAGGAAGUGUUUUGAUAAAUGAGGACUUGGUUAUUUUGGACACAGAUUCGAUGUAGAUUAGGAUAGCAUUGCUUCAUUCACAUACUAUGGUUUCUUAUAUGGAAUGAAUGCAUGGUGGAAAGAAGAUGGGGAUUUCAGUCUUUAUAAUGUUAUCCCCCUUAUAUGGAAUGAAUGCUACCAUUAUAUUUGAAAA
Lathyrus oleraceus (garden pea) is the source of this 986-nucleotide messenger RNA. RefSeq lists its product as uncharacterized. Gene Ontology annotation, cellular component: TRAPP complex; trans-Golgi network; cis-Golgi network. Gene Ontology annotation, biological process: endoplasmic reticulum to Golgi vesicle-mediated transport; regulation of GTPase activity. Bases 97 to 627 code for a protein of 176 amino acids. The record is from RefSeq and is a predicted model, not a curated record. The transcript has 4 exons. NCBI's taxonomy places the organism in Eukaryota, Viridiplantae, Streptophyta, Magnoliopsida, Fabales, Fabaceae.